AUGGCUGGCAGUCAACCACGCCUACAGACAUGGAUCUAUUCUACUUUCUCCGCCACAUUUCAUCGUCUGGCGGCGAAGUGUCUUACACGGGAAAUACCGGGGAUUAUCCCUAAUGAGGUGUACACUGUGGAUGUGGAACUGCGGCCUACGAAUGUCGUGUUGCAGAAGGGUGAGCGCCUCGUUUCAGAUAUCGGCGCUUCUGAACUGGCUGGUAGCGGUUUGUUCCAGCACAAUGGUCCAAGUGACAGGCCGGAAAGCGUUUUCAAGGGCAACAAUCAUGUGCACUUCGGACCCAACUAUGAGAACUGGAUCAGUCUUCCCGUAAAUCCAAGCAGCGAUUGA
This is a messenger RNA of Aspergillus luchuensis, 342 nucleotides long. RefSeq lists its product as uncharacterized. The record is from RefSeq and is a predicted model, not a curated record. Gene Ontology annotation, molecular function: dipeptidyl-peptidase activity. Bases 1 to 342 code for a protein of 113 amino acids. Lineage: Eukaryota; Fungi; Ascomycota; Eurotiomycetes; Eurotiales; Aspergillaceae. The transcript has 3 exons.